AGAGAGAAGGUAUUCAACUUUCAAGAGUGAUUAAAUUCUGUAAAUUAUUAGACUUUUGAGUGAAGCAUCAAAAUCCCAGUUGGAAAGCUUAUUAUCACUUCAAUUUUACGUUUGCUUUUUCAGCAGGAAAUUCUCUGAGGGUUGAUAGUUUUGGGCAGUGUAUAGAGCGGUCCUUUGCCACACGAUCUUCUUAUAACUUAUAGGUGUAGAAGCUUUGGAGGUUCUCAAUCAGAGUUACUGAAUAUAAAGUAAGUGGUAGCUUAUUUUAUAUUCUGAUAUUCUGAUUGAGAACUGAUGAGCUAGCAAGCAUGGGCUUGGUUUGGUCAUUGUCUUUCAGUUAGUGGGAAGGGACUGAGAUUAGGUUGAAGAUCCAUGUAAAUGGAGAGAAAUGUGGGAAAAGGUAUGAUGGGCCUGCCAAAAAACUAUGAACAGGUCAGAUACAGUUCUGUGGAAACCAGAGCUGAAGGAAUUGGUUCUGCAAAUCAAAGAUUUUUCCAGGAUCCUGCCAGUUCUAUUAACACUAACAUAAGACCACCUGAGUUUGGUAUACCAGUUGUAGCUAGACCUGUUUUGAACUAUUCCAUUCAGACCGGCGAGGAGUUUGCUCUUGAAUUUAUGCGUGACAGGGUAAAUCCAAGGCAGCAAUUCAUCCCGAAUGCUUCUGGUGCCGAACACAGUGGUGCAUCCUCUUAUACAGAUUUGAAGGGAAUCCUGGGAAUAACUAGUACUGGUUCUGAGAGUGGGUCAGAAGUCUCCAUGAUUCCCUCAGCAGGAAAGAGUCAAGUUCAGGUUCAUCAAAGAAACAAUUCUAUGGCAACUGAAGAAAAGGAUUUCUAUCAGCCAGUGCAGACGGUAAUUCGAAGCUCAUCUGGAAAUAACAUUAGUCAUGGUGUUCAUAAUCGGGGUCAACCUCGAUCUGUGGAUACUUCAGCAGCAAAAUUGAAGUUUCUCUGCAGCUUUGGUGGUAAAAUCAUGCCUCGUCCCAGUGAUGGAAAGUUGAGAUAUGUGGGUGGUGAAACGCGUAUAGUUCGGGUAAACAGAGAUGUAUCUUGGGAGGAGCUUUUGCAGAAAACCAUGGCAAUCUACAAUCAAACUCGUGUGAUUAAAUACCAGCUUCCUGGAGAGGAUCUCGAUGCUUUGGUGUCAGUCUCCUGCAAUGAGGACCUACGAAAUAUGAUUGACGAAUGUAAUGUGCUUGAAGAAGGUGGCACCCAGAAACCUAGGAUGUUUCUGUUUUCGCCCAGUGACUUGGAUGAUUCUCAGCUUAGCCUUGGAAGCAUGGAAGGUGAUUCUGAGUUUCAGUAUGUUGUUGCUGUGAAUGGCAUGGACUUUGGCUCAAGAAGAAACUCUAUCGGUCUGGCAAGCACAUCAGGAAACAAUUUGGAUGAGUUGCUGGGUUUCAGUGUUGAAAGGGAGUCCAGUCGAGUUGCAGCAGACUUGACUGGUAGUAAUACUGCACAACCAAUGGAUGAGAUGUAUGUUUCUAGUCAAUCUUCUCAAACCAUGGGGCAGAGUUUAUCACAUGCUUUUGAGUCUAAUCCUCAUAGUUACCACGGUAAUAAAGUACUAGGAGAGGUUGAGAUGCGUCUGUUACCCAAUUUUCAACAGAGAGAGAGUCUCCCCAAGACAGAUGGCCAAAGCUUUGUUCAGUCUUCUGCUACAUUGCAGUAUACUUAUAAUUCUCACGGAUCCCACCAACCAGUCAAUGUAGAAAACUUGGUUCCACAUUCUAGCCAAGGGCAUAUUGUCCGACAGGGUGGUCUUACACAAGAGCAGCCAUAUGUCAGCUUGCUAAUACACAAACCAGAACCAUUAGCAACUGAGAUGAAAAUUAAUAGGGAUAACUCAAUCAAGAAGAAAUCUGAAUCUUAUACAGAUCAAUCUGUAGAUAACGAUGUACUUGUCAAGGAGACAAAGAUGAGGAGAGAGAAUUCAACUCAGAGAAUUACUGAACCUGAGAAAAUGCAGCCUUCAGGAGGCAAGAACAUUGUUUCUUCAACACAGCAUGACUUUUAUGCUUCAGAUUUGGCUUCUAAAGAUGAAGCAUCAGUCGCCCGUUCUGCAGAGCAUCCAGGGCCUGCAGCAGUACAUUUGAAAACUAGUGAAAAGGACCAGGAACCUUUACAGAACUCAGUGACUCCUGAAGCAUUUGAGGAAGAGAAAGCAGAUAAGUUCAAUGAAGAGGGUCAUCUUUAUUUAUCUGGUAAAGCAUCUGCCGAUGGCUGUGGUGAUUUAGAUACCCAUCCAACUGAUGCUAGCCAUGAACCACAAGUGCUUGCUCAGCGGAUUUUUCGUUCAGAAAGAAUACCAAGAGAACAAGCAGGGUUAAAUCGUCUAUCCAAAUCUGAUGAUUCCUCUGGUGCCCAGUUUCUGAUAACACACACGCAAUCUGAUGUUGCCCAGCAUUUCACUGAAUCAGUUGAUCGGUUGCAUGAAAGGAAUGCAGAUGGCACAGAAUCAUCUGACAAGAUGCAGGAAAGAAAUGUAGCCUCACAGACUGAGAAAUUUUUACCUUCUGGUAAACCUCAGCACCAUCAUUUGCCCGCCACUGGAAACAAACGGGAAGUUACGGAGAAGUCCAUUGAGGCAGAUAGUAAAGCCACUUUUCCAAAUUCCGGUAUUAGUCAAGAAGCUUCUGGGUCAAAUCUUCAGAAGUCUGAGCAAAAAGCUCCUGUAAUUCCUGAAAAGGAAAUUUCUGGUUCAAGUUGUCUUGCUGCUAGCCAAGGGAUUUCUGAGAAAGUUCAUGAUGAGUCUACUGCCAAGUUAAUGGAGCUUCCCUUGGGUGAGAUAGCUGCCAUAAGAAUGGACCCAAGUACCAAAAAGGUUCAAAUAUUGCCUACUGUUGGAAAAGAGCAUCCAGUUGCAGCUAGUCCUGAAGAAAAGCCUUCUACUAGUGUCAGUGUCCAAGAGCAAGGGGACAUCCUUAUUGACAUUAAUGAUCGAUUUCAUCCUCAUUUCUUGUCUGAUAUGUUUUCAAAGGCUAAGAUAGACGGCACAAGGGUUGCUCCACUGCCUAGUGAUGGAAAUGGGUUGAGCUUGAAUAUGGAGAAUCAUGAACCUAAGCGCUGGUCAUUCUUCCAGAAGUUGGCCCAAGAUGAUUUUGUGAGAAGAGAUGUCUCUCUUAUCGAUCAGGACCAUGUUGGUUUCUCACCACGUACUAAUGUUGAAGAUGUCGUAUCAGUGGACUAUAGCUUUGCACCUUCUAGAGAUGUUGGAGUUGCAGUGGGUCAUAUUGAUUCUCAAAUAAAUUUUGGUUCUGAUGUUCAGCAGCAAUCUCGUGGUUUUGUUGAACCUAAUACUAUGAAUGUGCCUACAGAUUACAAUCCUUCUCAGACCACUAGCCUACAGAGCAUGCAGUUUGAUGGUCCAAUGAAUUCAAGGAUACCCGAGAGUGAUUAUCAGGAUGAGAAGAUAGAAGCUCAGCAUGCAGGCUUUCCUCUUAUUGACCUCUCCCUGGUAGACUUUGAUCCUAGUAGCUUGCAGAUCAUCAUGAAUGAAGAUCUUGAAGAGUUAAGGGAAUUGGGAUCUGGAACAUUUGGGACUGUGUACCAUGGAAAAUGGAGGGGAACAGAUGUCGCCAUUAAGAGGAUAAAGAAGAGCUGUUUCACUGGUCGGUCAUCAGAGCAGGAGAGAUUGACUGUAGAGUUCUGGCGUGAAGCUGAAAUCCUCUCAAAGCUUCAUCAUCCAAAUGUGGUGGCAUUUUAUGGUGUAGUGCAAGAUGGUCCUGGUGGAACACUUGCAACAGUCACUGAGUUCAUGGUGAAUGGUUCCCUCAGACAUGUCUUGCUCUCAAAGGACCGGCAUCUUGAUCGUCGUAAGCGGCUGACAAUUGCGAUGGAUGCAGCUUUUGGAAUGGAAUAUUUGCACUCCAAGAAUAUUGUGCACUUUGAUUUGAAAUGUGAUAACUUGCUUGUCAACUUGAAGGAUCCUUCUCGCCCUAUCUGCAAGGUGGGUGACUUUGGGCUGUCAAAAAUCAAAAGAAAUACCUUGGUUACUGGUGGUGUUAGGGGAACGCUUCCAUGGAUGGCUCCAGAACUAUUGAAUGGCAGCAGUAGUAAGGUUUCUGAAAAGGUUGAUGUCUUCUCCUUUGGAAUUGUACUUUGGGAGAUUCUUACUGGUGAAGAACCUUAUGCCAAUAUGCAUUACGGAGCAAUCAUAGGGGGUAUAGUGAACAACACAUUGAGGCCACCUGUGCCAAGCUACUGUGACCCUGAUUGGAGAUUACUCAUGGAACAGUGUUGGGCUCCAGAUCCUGCUGCACGUCCAUCAUUCACUGAAAUUGCCAGACGCUUACGCUUGAUGUCUACAGCAGGUCCGACUAGAACACAAGGUUAUACGAAACAAAACCAGUUAUCCAAGUGAUGACGUACUCUGUUUCUUUGUUGCCUUUUAAAUUUCCUGUUAAGAGUUCCAGAGCUUAAGUCUAAAUUUGAGUAUAGUAUGAGUGGGAAACUUUGGGUUACCCAGGAGUUUCUAUAUAAGGUGUGAAAUAACAAAAGCCAUUGAGACGAACUAUGUAUGAAGCAUGUAGAGUUACAUGCAAAACGUGAAAAGCAGUAUAUAUUUUGGAUAGUAUUAUUUGUAUCUAUGUGAUAUAGCAAUUGAACUUUAGUUUUGUGAUGGUCAAA
Messenger RNA from Coffea eugenioides, 4628 nucleotides. RefSeq lists its product as uncharacterized. Lineage: Eukaryota; Viridiplantae; Streptophyta; Magnoliopsida; Gentianales; Rubiaceae. Gene Ontology annotation, cellular component: cytoplasm. Gene Ontology annotation, biological process: signal transduction; protein phosphorylation. The coding region runs from base 379 to 4362 and encodes 1327 amino acids. Gene Ontology annotation, molecular function: ATP binding; protein binding; protein kinase activity. The transcript has 10 exons. The record is from RefSeq and is a predicted model, not a curated record.